Messenger RNA from Cadophora gregata, 1680 nucleotides. RefSeq lists its product as uncharacterized. NCBI's taxonomy places the organism in Eukaryota, Fungi, Ascomycota, Leotiomycetes, Helotiales, Ploettnerulaceae. The coding region runs from base 238 to 1680 and encodes 480 amino acids. The transcript has 4 exons. Gene Ontology annotation, molecular function: protein binding. The record is from RefSeq and is a predicted model, not a curated record.
CCACUGGAAGCUGGAUCAUGAGAUUGGGGUGUGGCUUUGCUGUGCGCGCUGGGCGUUAGGCAGACAGGAAACUUUAUUGUUGUGCGGUUCUGUGUAGACCGAGGUAGGGCUGAGUAUGGAAUGGAAAGACAGUGUUGUUGUGGCAGUUGAAACAAUUAUAAGAACUUCUGGCGGUUUGACUCAUCGAGUCUCUACUAUUCCAACUCAUAUAUCCUCACGCAACCUCAGACCGUCAAGAUGGGUAAUAAGAAGCAGCCUCCACUACAACCAGCGAUGGACGACCCCGCUCCACCAAGCUAUUCCAACGAACACCUCACGGGGGCAGGAUCAGACUCUAUCGAACCCCUUCCCCCAACAUACACUCAAAACGACAUCUCCACUCCCAGUCCCAGAUAUUCACAAAACAACAGCCACCGAAAUGGAGCACCCAUAACAGCAGAAUCCCUAUUCUUCGCGGCUAUCAAUGAAGGAAAUCAUGAAUUAGUCGCCAGGUACCUAAGCGAAGGACUUGUGACGGCUAGUACGAGAUAUCAUGAUGAGACGCCGCUGUUGAGGGCUGUCAAGGCGAGGAAUGUGGAGAUCGUGAAGCAGCUGCUCGAGGCUGGCGCGGAGAUUGAUGAGUUUGGAGUAGUGUCAACACAAUACGACCCCACCACCUCAUCCAACACCACCACCCUCCGCAACCCCCUCCAACUCGCCUCCUCCCUCGGGCACCUCAUCCUCGUCAAGCUCCUCAUAGAAACCUACCACGCCUCCGACUCCCUCGUCGCCCCCGACGGGCAAAUCGCGCUCCGCCUCGCAGCAGAAAACAACCACCUCGAAAUUGUCGAAUAUCUCCCUUCCCGCCGCACAGGCGGCUUCAAACGCUGGCAAUUCAAGAACCGGAAAUCGCUAAACCGAAUCAAGCAGAUCUGUAAGAGGAUUGCUGGCUUUAUUAAGUUCUUUCUCUGGGAUGUAGAGAAGUUCUUCUUGUGGACGGUGCCGAAACAUGUGCUUGUGAAACCGAUUGUUAAGGGGUGUAAAUGGUGCUGGGAGAGGAGGGGGAGAUUGGGACCGUGGUGUAAACAUCAGAUGUUGGAGAUGCCGGGGAGGGUGAAGAGGGCGGGGAUUUGCGCUGGGAGACAGGCUGUGAAAGUUCCCAGGGGGAUGGUGAAAGUUGCGAAGGGAGCGUGGAAGUUUGGAAUGGAAACGCUUCCGAGGUUGAUCAAGGACUGUUCGAAGUGGUUGUGGAAACUACUCACUGUGAAGCUACCAAAGGCGUUGCAGAUCUUGGGAGAUUGGAUUGUCUCUGGUAUUACGUCUCUGGGGAGAACGAUCUGGAAUGCGGUCUUGAAAGUCAUAUCUUUCUUCUCAACUGUUAUCGAAGCCAUCGUCUCAUUCUUCAAAUCUCUCACACUACAAGAUAUCUGGAACGGUUUCGUCGAAAUUCUGAGAGCAAUUUUCGUCACGUUUCCGAAACUGAUAGUAUCCUGGGUCAAGGAGUUCGGAGACAUGUCUUACAAGAUGAUGAAAGCGCUAUUCGGCACGCUUGGGAAGGUUCUGUGGGUUUUGGGGUAUGCAAUUCUCUGGGUCAUCACAUUCCUGCCGAAGCAGCUGUGGAGGAUUUUGGAGAGUAUCGGUGCAUCGCUGGCGAAGGCGGGAUAUGAAGUUAAGGUUUGGGUGAAUCCGAAGGCGAGAUGA